Molecule: messenger RNA, 294 nt
Organism: Protopolystoma xenopodis
Lineage: Eukaryota; Metazoa; Platyhelminthes; Monogenea; Polystomatidea; Polystomatidae
Source: the annotation of a GenBank genome assembly
AAAUUCAACGAAAGAGUUGGUGUUUUGGAUCGUCGUUUUCGUGUGCCACUUUCUUCGACUCAGGAGCGAGCGAAUUGUACAGACGAAUCUUUGACUGCUGUUGAUCUCCUGAGCUUUGAUGCUCUGGGUGUUUCUAGUGAGGUAUAUGCAUAUGAUGUUGCUACGUUUCGCAUAAGCCUCAUGCAGCCACUACCACGUCUCUUGGCCAGUUUGAUCGGACAUGGCUUGGAAAUGGGACUAGAUCGUCGUUGCGAUCUUUAUUUAGACAAUAAGAAAACUGCAACUAGUUUAUAG